Pipistrellus kuhlii (Kuhl's pipistrelle) is the source of this 1564-nucleotide messenger RNA. RefSeq names its product nucleolin. The transcript has 8 exons. The record is from RefSeq and is a predicted model, not a curated record. Gene Ontology annotation, molecular function: RNA binding. NCBI's taxonomy places the organism in Eukaryota, Metazoa, Chordata, Mammalia, Chiroptera, Vespertilionidae. The coding region runs from base 313 to 1236 and encodes 307 amino acids.
ACUUUCCAAAGAUGAUCUUUUGUCUCAGGCUCGAACUGGAGCUGGCCGCGAAACGUACGCGCCAGAGGCUUCCGUACCAGCGGCCCCCUUCACGUGUUCUGUUCCUCUAGGCUCGUCUGCCCUCACGCGCCACACACUCCUCCGUUGUUACCCACAAAGAUAAGAGGCCUUCCUCGAACGUCGAGGCCCGUUUCCCGAGGAACGCGCGCAGGGCGCCGCGAGGAGGAGGGUCUGCGCGCCAUCCCUGGCGUCAUGCUGCGGAAAGUCUCGCGUGAUUAGCGCGGAGGCUAGUAAAAAGGUGAUCCCAAGAAAAUGGCUUCUUCUCCAAAGGAGGUAGAAGAAGGUAGUGAAGAUGAGGAAAUGUCAGAUGGAGGAGAUGAAAGCAGUGGAGAAGAGGUUAUCAUUCCUCAGAAAAAAAGAAAGAAGGCUACUACAACUCCAGGAAAGAAGGUGAUGUUUUCUCCAACAGAAAAACUUACAGUUGUCAAUCCUGGCAAAGAGGCAGCAAUUACACCAGCCAAAGCCAUAGCAACUCCUGGUAAGAAGGAAGCAGCCACCCCAGACAAGGGAGCAAGGAAUGCCAAGAAGGAAGAUAGUGAUGAGGAAGAUGAGGAUGAAUUUGAGCCAGCAGUGAUGAAAGCUGCUGCUGCUGCCCUUUUCUUGGAUGAUGACAAAGAAGAUGACUCUGAAGAAGAACCUCUGGAGAUUGCACCAGCCAAAGGCAAGAAAGCUCCUGUAAAAGCUGUUCCCGUGAAGGCCAAGAGCACAGAAAAUGAAGACAAAGAGAAUGAUGACAAAGAGGAUAAAGAUGAAGUUGAGAUGGAGGUGGAGUUGGAAGAAGAGGAAGAUCAUAUUAAAAAAACACCUGAUAAACAGAAGAAGAAAAUGGCCAAACAGAAGGCUUCCCCUGAAACCAAAAAACAGAAAUUAGAAGCUGAACCACCUGUAACUUUCAAACUGUUUGUUGGAAACCUGAAUUUCAACAAAACUGCUGCUGAACUAAAAACUGGUCUCAGGGAAUUUUUUGCUAAAAAUGAUCUCACAGUUGUUGAUGUCAGAGUCAGCUCAUCCAGGAGAUUUGGUUAUGUGAAUUUUAAAUCUGUUGACGAUCAGGAAAAAGCCCUGGAACUCAGUGAGACAAAGGUCCUUGGGUAUGAAAUUAAAUUGAAGAAACCAAAGGGAAAGGAAACAAAGAAAGGACUCAUGCCCUGGCUACCUGUAGCCCAUCCAGCUUAAAGGUCACUUCCUCAGAUCCGGAAUCCUUUCCCUUACCCCAGAUGAGGCUGUCUUCUCCACUAAAUGUUCUCAUCUCCCCUUUUACUUUUCUUUCCUGGCACUUAGCACAAUUUGUAAUUACGGGAUUGUUUAUGUACUGGUUUUUCCCCAACAAGACCACAGUCCUGUAUUUUCACAGCCAGCAUGAAGCAUAGGCCCUCGCCCAACCUAUAUGUUCAAAUAUUUGUUUAGUUCAAAUAUUUGAAGGAGUAGGCAUCAUUGUUUCCUCUCUUCAACUCUUGUGAAAUAUUUUUUUUCUCAGAGAACUUUUGAUGCCUAUGAGAUCUAA